Moneuplotes crassus is the source of this 1540-nucleotide messenger RNA. Lineage: Eukaryota; Ciliophora; Spirotrichea; Euplotida; Euplotidae. The record is from the annotation of a GenBank genome assembly.
UUUUAGAUCAAAAUGGACAUGCUAGAGAAAGAAACUUGAGCUUAUUGUGAGGCAGAAGUGGAACACUUCUGCCCAACACAUGAGGAAUGUUUCUGUUCUUCCUGCCUUCCCAAAUUCCAUCUAGAAUGACCCAGCUUCUUCCCAAGUAGAAAGUGUGGGGACCUGGUUGGGAAAAUUGAAAGCAAUUUGGGGAAAUUUUGAGAAAUAGCGAAGAUGUAUCCACAUUUAAAGAAGAAAUCUACUCUGGAGAAUUUUAUAUGGAGAUUAGAAGUGAUUAAGCAGGAUCUAGACUCAUCCAAGCUCCUCAAGGAGUUUGGAUGCUGUCAAAGUAAAAUACAGAAAUUUGCAAAAGAGUUUAAGCAGGAUCCUAUCAUUCAGGAGCUUGCCUACCUGAAUGUGGUUGAGACUGCCUCUCAAGAAGCCACUCAACUAGAUCCAGAUAUGAACCAAACAAUAGAGGAAUAUAAGAAAGAACUUUAUCAUAGCAACCAGGCUUGGAGAAAGCAAUUUGAAGUUGCGUAUCGCAACCAAGUUGAUGAAGAGUAUGGCAAAGAAGUGGAGAGAGUUAGAGAAGAAAUGAAAGUAGAAAUAGAAGUAGAAAAAUAAAGCAAAGGACCUCGCCUUUGCUAUCAUUGAGAAGCUGAAAUCCCAAGUUAGGAUCUUGAGCCCGAAGAAUCGACACAGUGAUGCAACGGUACUACGGGAAAAUUUAAAUUCUACCUUGCUUGAAGAAGAAAAAAUUGAGGUCAGAACUGAAUUCGAGGAGUCUUCCAACCCAUUUGAGAUUCAUGAGUUUACCAAUGAGCCUCAGAGCUGUGUUCAGGAUUCCUUUAUAUCCACUAAGCUAGAAGAGGUCUAUGGCAGGUGUGGUAAGGACAUAAAUUCUGAUGUGUUAAGUCUGAAUAUCUCUGAUCCGACAGAUGGUUUCUUUAUUGACCAGAUUUCAAAGAGUAAAUACCAAAUUCCAGAAUUGCAAAUUUUGAGCAUUGACAAUUUAACUAACUCUCCGGAGGAUUCCCUACUGUUGUUUCUGAACCAUUGAUAUCCGAAAUCAGUUGAAAACUUGGAGCUUAAUACAACAUUUCUGGGUGCUGACGGGAGUGAUGCUCUUAAAAUUCAGGCAUAUUUGCCUUCACUUUCAAUCUUGUUGGCAAGAGUGUCAUAUGUUUCCUUUACCAACCUCACAUUGACAUCGGAUACUUUAGGAUCUCUGAUAAAAUCUUGAUUCCAAGUUCCUAGGAUUAAAAUAUCGCAUAGCAAGGUGAUGCUUGAUAACUCACUGAUGUUCAACAUUACUAAUAGGUAUAGCAUAGAGUCUCUGGAUUUCUCCUUCAGUGGUUCUGAUGACUGGAACAGGAACGACUGGGUGCAGUAUCCUCAGAAGUUUGGCUAUCUUGCCAAAGCUAUCAAGAAGUGCUCUCUUAGAUUCUCUCUUAAAAAGAUCAAUAUCAAGGGCUGCUUCUUCGAGCCUGAAGAAGCCAAACUCGUCAUGGAAGAUAAUGGGAUUGGAGAUAUCGAAGUCACUGCAGAAGAUGAGUAA